Messenger RNA from Hydra vulgaris (swiftwater hydra), 1515 nucleotides. RefSeq names its product alpha-parvin. Gene Ontology annotation, molecular function: actin binding. Gene Ontology annotation, biological process: actin cytoskeleton organization; substrate adhesion-dependent cell spreading; establishment or maintenance of cell polarity. Gene Ontology annotation, cellular component: actin cytoskeleton; cytoplasm; focal adhesion. NCBI's taxonomy places the organism in Eukaryota, Metazoa, Cnidaria, Hydrozoa, Anthoathecata, Hydridae. The record is from RefSeq and is a predicted model, not a curated record.
UAUAUUUUUUUAUUUAGCAAGAAACAUAAAUACAAAAAAUGGCGACCACUCCAACAUCACAAUCAGGAAAAGUUAGUUCAUCAACACUUUUGCCGCCAACAACUCCUCAGCGAACAAGCACAUUAGAUAAAAAAAAAAGUGGAAUAAUAGGAACAUUGACUAGAAGGUCUGCAAAGUCAAAAAAGGAAGUUGCUGAGUUAGAAGAACAAGGUCGAAAUGCUAUAGAAGGUCCAAGUUCCCCUAACCAAGAAAUAUCGCCAGAUUCAUUUUUCCUAGAUGAGGGUCAAGAAAGAUUUAUGGUCGAAAAAAGUUCACUUGAUGAACCAAAAGUAAAAGAGCUAUGUGAAACAUUAAUUGAUUGGAUCAAUGAUGUUUUGGCAAGUGAAAGAAUUGUGGUGAAGAGUCUUGAAGAAGAUUUAAAUGAUGGGCAAAUUUUAGCAAUGCUUGUUGAAAAAUUGGCUAAUAUUGAUCUUGGAUCAUUGACAGAAGUAACACAGGCUGUGGAUAUGCAGAAGCAAAAACUCAGUCAACUUCUUGAUGAAAUUAACAAACUUUUAGCUUUGCCUUUAAUAGGAUCACAAUCUUGGAAUGUAGAACUUAUUCAUGCAAAACAUUUACCUGCUAUAUUGCACUUGCUUGUGCAACUAGCAAGACAAUAUAAUUGUCCAUAUAAACUUCCAAACAAUGUUAUAAUCCAAGUUGUUGUUGUUCAAAAGCGAGAUGGUAUAUUGCGAAGUAAAACUGUGAAUGAAGAUAUUACAGGCAACUACAAUGACCGAGAACAAAGAACAGAGCGAGAUGCUUUUGACACUUUAUUCGAUCAUGCACCUGAAAAGCUAGCUGUUGUAAAAAAGUCUUUGCAAGGUUUUGUCAACAAGCACUUAAGCAAGCUUGAUCUUCAAAUACAAAACCUGGAUACACAGUUUAAUGAUGGAGUUAAUUUUAUCUUGUUGAUUGGCUUGCUUGAAGGAUAUUUUGUUCCUUUAUAUCAAUUUCACAUGACACCACAAAGUAGUCAUCAGAAGGUUCACAAUGUCCAGUUUUCUUUGCAGUUAAUUGAGGAUGCUGGUUUACAGAAACCCCGUGUUUUGCCUAAUGAUAUUGUUGAUGGCGAUUUGAAGUCAACACUCCGAGUUUUAUACACUUUAUUUACAAAGUACAAAAAUUAUAAAUGAACAGAUGAAAUAAAUGAAAAUUAUAAUUACAGGGGUUCAUGUUAUAAUAUUUCCAUCAGGCAAAUAUUAGGGCUCUAACUUACGCAAUUACAAAAGAUCUACGAUAUUCUAAACGUCAAUUUUAUUCUGCCUUUGCUCUCGAUUGAAUCGCGUAUAUUGGAGUUGUUAAAAUAAAAUUUGAAUUUGUAAUCUCCAUUAUAUUUUAUUCGUAAUCUAUAUAAAUAUUUUGCUAAAUUCUUGUAAAUAUAACUUUUGUAAAUCAGUUUGGUUUUUGUUUAGUGAAAAAAAUUUUGUAUAUUGUUCCUUGAAUUUUCCUAAAUCAUUAAUUACAUUUUCUUAA